Messenger RNA from Falco peregrinus (peregrine falcon), 6264 nucleotides. It is a transcript of the gene TMEM67, whose product is annotated as transmembrane protein 67. NCBI's taxonomy places the organism in Eukaryota, Metazoa, Chordata, Aves, Falconiformes, Falconidae. Gene Ontology annotation, cellular component: MKS complex; ciliary transition zone. Bases 152 to 3118 code for a protein of 988 amino acids. The record is from RefSeq and is a predicted model, not a curated record. The transcript is spliced from 28 exons. Gene Ontology annotation, biological process: cilium assembly.
CGCGUCCCCCUCCGUGGCCGACACUGCCAGCCCGGCCCGGCGCUGCUGCCCCCCGGCCACGAACGCUUUGCCUCCCGCGGCGGGCCCCUGCCGCUUGCCGUACGAGCGGCCGCGGGCCAAGGAGGGCGGCCGGGGGCAGCCCGCGGUAGCCAUGGCGACUCCGGGGCGCCGGGGCGCCGCCGCGCUGCUGCUGCUGCCGGUGCUGGCGCUGGCCCUGGCGGUGCUGCCGCCGCCGGCUCGCGGCUUCUCCCUCCCGCUGCAGCGGCCCGCCGACUGCGGCGACUCCCACUACUUCGACGUCUCCCGCCUGGCCUGCGGGCCCUGCGGGGCCCACCAGCGACAGAGCGCCGGCGGUACUUCAUGUGUAUGUCAGCCAGGAUACAGGAUGGUUUCUAGUAAUGGAGGGUCCUCCCUUGUUUGUGAAAAAUGCCCAGAAAGUAUGAGUGGAGUUACUCAAGAUGGGUGGAAUUGUAUUAUUUGCCCUAAAGGCCUAACUCCAGAAGGAAAGUGUAAAUGCCUCAAUAAUGAAAUAUUAGUGGAAAGAAGUAUCGAUGGCAUUUUGCUUAAUGAAGCAUUAUGCGUACAUUGUAAUGGAAGUGAGCAAUCAUUCUCUGCUUCAGAUGGGUCAGGAAAUAGGUGUGUAAGAUGUGAACAAACAUUCAUCAAUGUAAGCAAGUAUUGUGAGUGCAGCAGUCCAAACAUUUUAACUGGGGGAUUGUGUUUCAGUGCUACUGAAAGUUUACCCCCAAAGGGAGUUGCAACUGUUCGUUUUGCACAGCUAGGUAUAACACUGACAUCAGCGUGGUUCCUGAAAAACUUGCAGUCCUCAGCCUCUGCCUGUUGGUUGUACUCUAAUCUAACAGCGUGCCAAGCUCUUGGAAAUAUGUGUGUGAUGAAUAUGAAUUCAUUGAGUUCUUCAAUUACUGAUGCCUGUGGUUUAUUUCAAUAUAUUUAUGUCAAUACAGCAAGGCUAGGCACUGCUCAUUCAAUAGCCUUCUGGAGGCAUAAUCUUCCAUGGCUAUAUUAUGGUGAUCAACCAGGAUUAGCAUCCCAAGUGCUUGAGACAAAUAAUUUCCCUACAAUCUUCAGUUUUAAAGGAACAGAUAAGGAUGUAAAGCUGCAAUUUAUUGCGGCCUCAUUUGAUGCAGCAGGAAACUUUCUUAAAUGGCAAAGUUUGGAAGGAGGCAUCUUACAGCUUUGUCCUGAUACCCAAACUAAGUUGAAUGCAGCUUACACAUUUGGAACAACUUACCAACAAAGUUGCAAAAUUUCGGUUUCCAAGAUUUUAUUGGAUUUUGCUAAUCCAAUAUUUUAUGACUUAUUCCUUGAAUAUAAUGAUGACAAUGGACAACAAUAUCUUUGGGCCGUGCCAGUUUUAAAUUUGAAUCUCCAAUACAGUGAAAUGUUUGUUAAUCAAGGCAGUAAUAUGAACAACUGGCUUUUGACUCGUCGAUUUUUUUUGGUGGAUGCACUAAGCGGAAAAGAAAAUGACUUGGGAAAACUACCCAGAGUAAUUCGGAUUGCUAGCAAAAUAACAAUCAGUAUUCGUCUGGUAUCCCAUACUCAGAGAGGAACUAUCUACCCUCCUCUAAUUACUAUUGCUUACACAGAUGUGCUUAUCCAGAACCCUGAAACCCAGAGUGUGAUGGUUUCCUUCUCAGUCAGUUAUGAGAUGAAUCAGUCAGAGGCUCAGAUUCAGACUGAUAUCACGUUGGGUGUGUUGGGUGGGCUCGCAGUAUUAUGGUCCCUUCUCAAGACUGCAGGCUGGAAGAGGCGUACGGGAAGCUCUAUAAUUGACUUGCAGACAGUUUUGAAGUUCAUACUGUUUUAUGCUGGAGACCUUGCCAACGUUUUCUUUAUCGUCACAGUGGGCAAAGGGAUUUAUUGGCUUGUGUUCUUCAAAGCUCAGCAGUUUGUCUCAGUCCUUUUACCACUUCCAUCUCAGGAAGAAGAUUUUGUUACGUACAUAGCAUGUGCGUUUAGUUUAAAGGCUCUACAGCUCUUACAAUUGCUGGUUUCACAACUUAGUAUAGAUAUUUUCUUUAUUGACUGGGAAAGACCUAAGGGCAAAGUUCUUAAAGCAGUUGAAGGUGAAGGUGUUAUUAAAAGUGCUGCUGCACCUGUGAGCAUAUGGAGAACAUAUUUUAUAGCAAAUGAAUGGAAUGAAAUUCAGACAAUGAGGAAGAUAAAUCCCCUCUUUCAAGUGCUUGCAGUUCUUUUUUUUCUGGAGGUGGUGGGAUUUUCAAACCUCGCUUUAAUGGAUUCUUCUUCCAGCCUUACGAGAAGCAGUGAGAGUUACAUAGCUCCUUGGAGCCGCAUUUUAAGAUUUGGUGUGUCUGCUGCACUCUGGCUAGCCAUUGCCUUCUUACAGAUUAUGGUCUUUUCUGUGUUUUAUGAAAGAUUUGUUGAAGAUAAGAUAAGCCAAUUUGUUGAUUUGUGUUGCAUGAGCAAUAUUUCAGUGUUUCUCUUGUCACACAGCUGCUUUGGUUAUUACAUCCAUGGUCGCUCUGUGCAUGGACAUGCAGAUACAAAUAUGGAAGAAAUUAAUAUGAACCUAAAGAGGGAAGCUGAAAAUCUAUGUAGUCAGAGAGGUUUGAUACCAAACACAGAUUGCCAGACAUUUCAGAUUUCCAUUUCAAGAAAAAUGCGACUGCACUAUGACAGGAUUCAUGAAACCCUGAUAAAAAAACGUGGUCCUGCAAGGCUUUUGGACUCAUCUGCAAAUACUUUUGAACAAAGCACAAGGGCAUACAAUGCCAUGAACAAAUUUCUCAGUUCUUUUAUUGAUCACGUUCAUAAAGAAAUGGAUUAUAUUGUUAAAGAUAAGUUGCUGCUUGAACGGGUUCUUGGCAUGGAGUUCAUGGAACCAAUAGAGAAAAGCAUUUUUUACAAUGAUGAAGGACAGUCUUUCAGUGAUGUUCUCUAUUAUGGCAAUGAGACAACGCUGCUCAUCUUUGAUAUCCUGUUUUUCUCUGUUGUGGAUCUGGCUUCCCAGAGUUUUGUUUUAGCAGCUAUUCUAACAUAUUUGCAACAAGAGAUAUUUAGGUUUAUUCGUAAUACACUUGGGCAGAAGAAUUUGGCAUCCAAAACCUUGGUGGAUGAAAGAUUUCUCAUUUAAUUAAGAAGAUGAAAAGCUUCGUUGAGAAGUUAAAUGUGGAAAUUAUGUCCAUAAUCAAAGCACCUCUGACCCACAGAUUAAUUCUUGUGCACUUUUCAAUAAUAAUAAUGUAAUGGUUUUGAAAUUCAUCAUUUUUAUAUUGUAUGCUGUUAAGCUUUAUUAUUGUGUAUUUAGAAACAUUUUUUUAAUUUGUGAACACUAAGCCAUAGGCCUUUAAAAGGAAAGGUACACAAAAAUAAAACAGAAGUAAACUUACUGUUGUUAUUAUUAGAAUAAGAUAAAAACUAUUUAAUGGCUUUUGAUAAGAUAGGAACUGCUCACUUUGAGGCGAUUCUGGUUGGCAGGAGAGGUUGUCACCUCAAGUUCUCUUGAAAAUCCUUUACAUUUUUUUCUUUUUAAUUUAUUUUGAAGUUUAAUGUUUAGCAAACAUCUUUCCGGUUUUAUUCAGCACAGGAUUUGGUCUGAAUUAAGUUAAUAUUUCAAGAGGACUUUUUAGAGAUUACUUAUUUACAGUGAUUCCAACUUGAAAUUUUAACUUUUCUUUAUUGUGUCAUAAUGUUGUAUGCUUUUGUCUCUUCUCUUGGAGUUUAUCAUUGUUUUUCUUGGGUGUGGACUACACAUGACAAAGUUUCCUUGCGCUUGAGAUACAGUAGCGUUACAGCAAUGCAGAAAAAUGGGCUAGUUAUGAUAGAGCAGAGGAGGUGGUUGUAGGUAUUUAGGGAUUGUUCCUGAUCUUCUGUCAUCUGAUGCGAGGUGCCCAGGGAAACAACAGGAAUUCUUCUGUGCUGUUUCCACACAAGUGAAAUAGAAGCCAUUGUUCUUAUCUUUUCAGAAGUGUCUUCACAGGUGCCUAUAUAUGCUCAUGUACCUCUGUCUCUCUUAAUUUUCUGGCUUUAUUAUCUUUAGAUAUAACACAGAGACCAUAAUAAUUUUGCCAUCAUCCUAUUUCUGGAAUUUAGACAAGUUAAUAGUUAUACAAGUGCCAUUUAUUAAGUAUUAAGGGAGAUUAUGAAUGGCCUUCAAAACACCUUAUAGUGAGGUGUUUACCUCCCGUUUGUAUCUCAGAAAAGUCUCCCUACCUUUUUAAAAUCAUGUUUUUCAGUAAAUGGUCAAACAUGAAUAGUGUUUGCUAGUUUUAUAGCUGUUGUCUUUAGAUGAUUCAACAAGGGACUUUCACCAGCAAAAACACCAUAAAAAUGUAAGUCAUGCUUAGCAAGCUUGUUCUGAAACAGAGACUGAGGACGUAACUAGUUGGACCUAGCAGAUACGCAGUGCAGACAUGCUUAUCUGCGCUGAAGAAGCUUUUUGUUUCAGGUGUUUCUUGGCUGCAUAAAGAGGAACAUGUUCUCAUACCGUACCAUGGUAUUAAACUUACAGUAACACGGACAUAAAUCUCAGGGUCACUAUUGCUGUAAUGCAUUUGCUUUUGGUGUUGCAAAACCUGUGUGGCUUGCUAGUCCAAUGUAGUUGCUAUUAAGUGACAGAACGUGUCUGCCAGUAAGGCUACGAGAAGGUAGAUAACUGAAGAGUUGAUUUUCAGUGGGACAUCCAUGUAUUAAUAAUCGGUUUAACAUGGGCAUUUCAGUGUCAUGCUUUCCUUACUUCUGUCUGCUUAUGUGCACAGUUCUUAGUUUGUUGGUACACACUAUGCCUCAAAAAAGGUGUGAACACAAAACUUCCAACAGAGUGAAACGUCCACUAUAAAUAAAAUCAAUGUUGUUGCCUUUAUAGUAAAUGUAGUAAUUAGAGUGUCCAUUAGGUUCUGGAUCUGUUAAAACAACCAAAAAUCGUAUUUCCACAGAGUACCAACUGUAUGACUUCACCAGCUGCGAGGAUUCUGUCAUGUUUCUUGUCAGUAAUCUGCUGAGUGCCACAACUGUAAACUAAGCUAAGGAGCCAUCUGAAAAAUGGUCUGCAGUAGGACAUUUGCAAGGCAGUGUUAGGCUUACAUGGUGCCCGUGUUAUUUCUUUGGUUGAUAUCUUUGCAUAGCUUAACUAAACUUAACUAAACUUUCCAGAUCUCACAAAUCCUACUGCAAUGUCAGUGUACACAAGGUAAUACAGUCUUUCUCAUGUGACCAUAUUUAUGUAAGGUGACUGAUACGACUAAAGGGGUAUAGAAAGUUGCUGUGGUCCGUAAGUGAGCAAGUAUGACCCUAACGGCUCACCCUAAUACAGGACUUUUCUUAUUGUCGCUUUCCAGCAGUAGUACUGUGCGUCAUUCUCAAUAACAAGAGGGACAAUCUUCUUCUCAGCGUGAAUUCUGAUGAUGUGUUGUUCAUAGUCAUGAAGCUAUUGUAGGGAAUGGAACCACACUUCAAACACCCCUCCUCCAGAACAGUCUGAUUUAUGACCCAGCUUCACUCAGAAUAACUAAAAUGUAGUAACCGGACCCAGGUAAACCAGGGAAUAUCUGCAAGCAAAAUGAAGGUGCGGUUGUGCCAUCUUUAGACACAGACGUGUAGUUUUAAUUAGACCAGUACCAGCAGAAAUGGAGAUGUUUCAGCAUGUGGGCUCGUUCUGUACCCUGUUCUCAAUGCUUUUGCUAACCAGGUACACCUUUCCAUGCAAGAGUCACGCUUUGAGUCUGCUUUAGAUGUGCCUUUAAUUAUCUGCUGCUCAGAAGGGCAUGUGAAAGCUCUAAUGACCUUGCAAUUUGCAAGAACUACUGCUAAGGGCAACUCUCAUUACAGAUAAAUGGUAAAUUAAUCUAAAAAUGUCCUGUCAAAACAGUUCAGUCACUUGGGCCCCUCUUUCUCCUCGGUGCACACACUACUCUGUUGUGGUUUAUUUUUCCAGGUCAUUUACCUAAAAAUGUUAAUACAGCUAAUGUAGGCACUCUACAUGAUUUAGGAAAUAAUUAUAAGAGUCAAAAGCUCCAGGAAUUCAUAGAAGCUUUUCUUCAUUCUUGCUGUCCAUUGAACGCUUGAACUGGGUUGACUGCACUUGGUUCUCCUGUUGCUUGAUAUUGUUCAAGAUAAUACUUCUUGUGAUAAAACUUAAUGUUUUUCCUUUUUUAAAAUUAAUAUGCAGCUACAAUGUGUUGUUCAUACGAGUGUCUUUCAAGUUUCUAAAUGUUCUAUUUAAUUACAUGGUAUUUCAAACUCUUGUAUCUGUCCCUCUGGGCAAUAAACAAUUUUCAAGGA